This is a messenger RNA of Arxiozyma heterogenica, 1002 nucleotides long. It is a transcript of the gene TOS8, whose product is annotated as Tos8p. The coding region runs from base 1 to 1002 and encodes 333 amino acids. NCBI's taxonomy places the organism in Eukaryota, Fungi, Ascomycota, Saccharomycetes, Saccharomycetales, Saccharomycetaceae. Gene Ontology annotation, molecular function: RNA polymerase II cis-regulatory region sequence-specific DNA binding. Gene Ontology annotation, biological process: regulation of transcription by RNA polymerase II. The record is from RefSeq and is a predicted model, not a curated record. The transcript has a single exon.
AUGAACUAUCAAAAUCAAAGAGUCGAAUUACCAUCAAUCCAAAACAUAUUCAAUAUUAUAAAUAAUGAUUUAUCAAACAACAGAAAUAGUUCUAAUAAUGCUCUAGAUGAGUUAUCUGCUGCAUCUAGGUUUGUUACUCCACAACCAUCAUACCGCUAUCCAAAAAGAGAUGUGCUUCUACCACCGUCUCCUGCUUCAAGCAACCAUCUUUAUCAAUCUGUCCCCAAUACUAUGCCACCAUUUCCUUCUCCAGUUCCUUCCACAAGAAAUUUUAAUAAUGUGUUUACUACAAAACCCAAUGCAUCUAUCAAUGAAAUAUCGCAUUUAAUACAUAAUAAUAAAAACUAUACAACAUCCAUCAAAUAUUAUAAUAAUAUGUACAGUAACCCACAACAACGGUUUUCUGCAAACAUAGUCACUUCAAAUAAUAAUUCUAAUAGAUUAAAAACAUCCCCUCCAACAUCUCCGCUAUCAUAUCCUGUGUCAAGUCCAUCUAUCAUGGAUAACAAACAAGUUGCAGGUCAACUUGGUUUUCAAAGUAUACCUAACUCUCCUUCCAUGGGUGGAUCUUUGAUACACGUGAAAAUCAAUAAAGAUAACAAGUCGAGCGCUGAUAUGUUCAACAGAAAGACUGCUAAAAGUAAUAAUAGAAAUAGUAACAACAAUAACGAGAACAUUGAUACAAACAAAACAUCUAAGCAAAUGAUUGGUACUAAUAAAGUCACAAAGAAAACCUCAACAAAGAGAUCUAAUCUACCUAAAAAGACAGUUGAAAUACUAAAUAGUUGGUUAUUGAGCCAUUUGCAUGAUCCAUAUCCUUCACCAGAGGAAAAAUUAGAAUUACUAGAACAAACUGGCUUAACUAAAGUACAAUUAUCAAAUUGGUUUAUCAAUGUCAGAAGACGUAAAGUCUUUGUAGAUCAAGCAAACCAUAAUCAUGGUAAUACUAAGUCAAUUCACCGCCAUCCUCACAAUAACGCUAAUACAAAAAUUACAUCAUGA